Messenger RNA from Acomys russatus (golden spiny mouse), 2406 nucleotides. RefSeq names its product protocadherin gamma-B1-like. NCBI's taxonomy places the organism in Eukaryota, Metazoa, Chordata, Mammalia, Rodentia, Muridae. Bases 1 to 2406 code for a protein of 801 amino acids. Gene Ontology annotation, cellular component: plasma membrane. The record is from RefSeq and is a predicted model, not a curated record. Gene Ontology annotation, molecular function: calcium ion binding. Gene Ontology annotation, biological process: homophilic cell-cell adhesion. The transcript has a single exon.
AUGGCAAAUCAGGUAUUCCUUCACUUCCUGGUGCCUUUGUUCUAUGGUGCCAUCUCCCAGCCCAUCCGCUACUCCAUUCCGGAGGAGCUACCCAAGGGCUCUCCGGUGGGGAAUCUCGCCAAGGAUCUGGGGCUCAGUAUCGAGGAAUUGCCAGCUCGGAAAAUGAGAGUUAGUGCAGAGGAUUACUUCAGCGUUAGCGCAGACAGUGGGGAUUUGUUAGUGAGUGGCAGCAUAGACAGAGAGAAGAUCUGUGGGAGGAAAUCUGAGUGUGCACUGGAAUUUGAAUCAGUUACUGAAAACCCGAUGAAUAUUUUCCACGUGAUUGUUGCCAUCCAAGAUAUUAAUGAUAAUGCACCACAUUUCUUUGGGAAAAGCAUUGAACUGGAGAUCUGUGAGUCAGCCUUACCAGGGGUAAAAUUCCCUCUGGACUCUGCACGAGAUGCAGACGUGGGAAGCAACUCGCUGAAGACGUACACCAUCAGCCCCAAUCCACACUUCUCCCUGUCGACGAAGGAAAGUCCCGAUGGAAGUAAAUAUCCAGAACUGCUGCUGGAAAAGUUUCUGGAUAGGGAGCAUGAGAGCUCCCAUCACUUAAUACUGACCGCCAUCGAUGGUGGAGACCCACCCCUAAGCAGCACCACCCAGAUCUGGAUCAAAGUCACCGAUGCCAAUGAUAAUGCUCCAGUGUUCAGCCGGGACAUUUACAAAGCUAGCCUCCGUGAAAACAUACCCCUGGGGACCUUAGUGCUGCAAGUGACGGCCACGGAUCAGGAUGAGAGUGUUAACGGAGAGGUCACCUAUGCCUUCCUUAAUGGGCCUCCAGGUACUAACCUCAUCUUCAGUCUCAAUCCAAAUACUGGCGCUAUCACGACUAAUGGUACAUUGGAUUUUGAAGACAAGACUAGAUACACGUUAGGUGUGGAAGCCAAGGAUGGAGGGGUGCACACAGCUCACUGUAAUGUUCAGAUUGAAAUCCUUGAUGAGAAUGACAACGCCCCAGAGGUGACAUUCAUGUCCUUUUCUAAUCAAGUACCAGAGGACUCAGUCCUUGGAACAGUAAUAGCCCUCAUUAAAGUUCGAGACAAGGAUUCUGGACAAAAUGGUCUGGUGACAUGCCAGACCCAGGAAGAACUUCCCUUCAAAUUACAACCCACUUCCAAGAAUUAUUACAAGCUAGUGAUUGACAAGGCCCUGAAUCGGGAACAGACCUCAGAAUACAAUGUCACUAUCAUAGCUACCGACAGUGGCACGCCAUCCCUUUCAUCCAAGACAUGUGUCAUUGUGCACAUCACAGAUGUCAAUGACAAUGCUCCGGUUUUCCACCAGGCCUCCUACUUGGUCCACGUGGCUGAGAACAACCCACCUGGAACCUCCAUCGCUCAAGUCAGCGCCUCCGACCCGGAUUUGGGGUCCAAUGGUCAUGUGUCCUACUCUAUCAUAGCCAGCGACCUAGAGCCAAGGAUACUGUCGUCCUUUGUCUCAGUGAACCAGGACAGUGGAGUGCUGUUCGCCCAGCGCGCCUUCGACCAUGAACAGCUGCGCUCCUUCCAGCUAACACUGCAGGCUCGCGACCAGGGCUCUCCUGCGCUCAGCACCAACGUGAGCAUGCGCGUGCUGGUAGGUGACCGCAACGACAACGCGCCACGCGUGCUCUACCCCGCGCUCGAGCCCGAUGGCUCCGCGCUCUUCGACAUGGUGCCACGCGCCGCUGAGCCUGGAUACCUGGUCACCAAGGUAGUGGCGGUGGAUGCCGACUCAGGACACAAUGCCUGGCUGUCAUACCACGUGCUGCAGGCCAGCGAUCCUGGGCUCUUCAGCCUGGGGCUGCGCACAGGCGAGGUGCGCACAGCGCGUGCCUUGGGAGACAGGGACUCAGCAAGGCAGCGCCUUCUGGUCGCUGUGCGUGAUGGUGGACAGCCACCGCUCUCUGCUACAGCCACGCUGCACCUCAUCUUCGCUGACAGCCUGCAGGAGGUCCUGCCAGACCUCAGGGAUGACCCUCUGCCACCUGACCCCCAGAGUGAGCUGCAGUUUUACCUGGUGGUGGCCUUGGCCCUGAUAUCAGUGCUCUUCCUCCUGGCGGUGAUUCUGGCUAUUGCCCUGCGUCUGCGAGGCUCCCCUAGCUCAGCUGCCUGGGGCUGCUUUCAGCCUGCUCUCAGCUCCAACCCUGUGACUGGAGUUCUCCCCAAUUACAGCGAGGGGACUUUGCCUUAUUCCUAUAAUCUACGCGUCGACGCACAUUCUACGACUGCAGCAGGGUUUAAUUUUCUUCAUGUGGCACCAGAGGUAGCUCCCCCUCAGGAUCUCCUGUGUGAUGAUCCAUCUGUGGUUGUCAGUGGCGAUGAUGAAGAUCUCAAACUUUCGUUCAAAUCUUCUCCUCAGGUAAGUUUCUACAGAGCUGCAUGA